GGGGGUCAAAGGUUAUCGUCCAUCAAAAGCCACAUUCUUGAGUGUCAUAAAGUGUUGCAUUUUUCUCUGACGGAGUGCUGGUCAUCAUGACAAAACCAGAAAAACUGUGUUAAGACACAGGAGGCAAGACACUGAAGAACAUGGUAACCUCACUCAGACAGAGCCCAGCCGGCUUGCUGUGAGGCGACAGUGUUAACCACUGCACUGCUGUACAGGCUCAUUAACAGAUAUUAAAGGAGACAAAGACUAAUCAAAUAUUCAUAUUCAUGCACAGAAGAGCAGGCUUUUGAAUGCAAGGUUGUCAGUUCCAUCAGCAGAGCAGCAGUUUAGAUAAAGGUAAAUGUACAACCUCAGCUGCAGUGUUAUCACUUAAAAGGAGCUGAUCUGCUUUUUCAUAAUCUCAGGCCCACUUACUGGCAGCUUUUUAAACCGUCAUCCAUGUCACACGGCUUUCAGAGGAACUGGUGUUGCGUAAUGCAACUGUGUGACAACGUGAACACACUUUUGCAUUUACAACCAUUUGUCCACAGCAUAUGUUUGUGUUGUAUAAGCACACCUUAUCUCUUGUUUAGAAUAAUUUUGUAUUUUUCUUAGUUUUGGAGCUCAAAGUAGUAAUAGCAUGACUAUUCCAGCUGGUAAUUUCUGAAUAGGCUGUCUCUUUGCUCUGUUGCACAGUUCAGGUUUGGCGAACUUUUGUACAACCUAAACACGCUGCACCAGUUGUUGACUUUCUUAUAAUUCUACGAGGCAUAAGGGUUCUUCCACUGUGGAUCUGAUAAGACCCAAAGAGUUCUCUUGCACAAUCUUAUGUACACGUUCCUUGAGACUGCAACUCUGCGGAUUUAGCUUUAUUGACAUUUCUAAUGAUCAUAGAGAUCAAGAUCCUAAAAAGAUCAAAUCAAAAUAAAAAGAUUAACAUAGUAGUUAAAGUUUAAUGCACAGUACAGUAUGUUUUCAUAUGGAAAAACACAGAGGCAACAACCCUAUACAGUGUUCCUGAAUCUGAACUUCAAGUUACUGAACCAGUUCUCAGUUGUGGCGUGGCCAAAUCUUGAUGAGGCCUGCUUUAUGCAUUCUUUUUUUAGUUUCAUAACAUACAUUGUAUACAUACAUACAUUAUUUAUUGGUCUUUCUAUGAAAUCAAAAGUACUCAAUAUUCUGCAUUUUUUCCCCUCUCUCGGUUAUUUGUCUCUCCUUUUAUCCCACUAACGUUUUAUUUUGAAACUCGGACAGGAAGCGCUAUUGUUUAUUUCGGUGAACAUGACACAGCAAGCGAGAGAUCGCGAGAUUUGUAACAGCCGUACAGUCUCACGCUUCCGGAAAGUUUGAAUGUUUUUCCUUGUGCUUACUGCCAGAAGAACUGAAGAAGAGUUUUUGUUCUGACAACAUGAAGUCCACAUGGCUGCCAUCCUCUCUGCUCCUCCUCCUUCUGCUCUUGGAAGUGAGCUGCGAGUCUCUUCAAGAAAGAAGUAAGCCCAAUUUUGUCCUGAUGAUGGUGGAUGACUUAGGAAUAGGAGACCUGGGUUGCUAUGGCAAUACAACACUGAGGACCCCCAAUAUUGACCAGUUGGCACAGGAGGGGGUGAAGCUGACCCACCACAUCGCUGCAGCGAGUGUCUGCACUCCCAGCAGGGCAGCAUUUCUCACUGGACGAUACCCGAUUCGAUCAGGUGUAGCUGGUGACGGCAAAGUUAGUGUCUUCAUAUUCAAUGCGGCAUCUGGAGGUCUUCCCAGCCAAGAGGUUACCUUCGCUAAAAUCGCCAAACAACAAGGCUAUGAGACAGCUCUUAUUGGAAAAUGGCACCUAGGACUGAACUGUAAGAGCAGUGAUGAUCACUGCCACCACCCCAGCAUCCACGGCUUUAACUAUUUCUUCGGUAUCCCCUUGACGAACCUGCGAGACUGCAACCCUGGACACGGCAGUGUGUUCCAACUGCAUAAAUAUGUACCAUAUAGGACACUGGCCAUUGUCUUGGUCACUGCAGCCUUACUCCACUACAUCGGCAUCAUCACCAUCCCUAGAGGGCUCAUUCUGAGCCUGCUGUCUCUGUUGGUCGUGGUCUCAGGUCUGAUAGCAGGAUUUAUCAUGAUUAUCCCAUACUUCAACUGUGUUCUCAUGAGGGACCACAGAGUUGUGGAGCAGCCGUUCACAUCUGAAAACCUAACACAGAGGAUGACUCAUGAGGCAGUGGACUUCAUAGAGAGGAACUCGGCAAGACCCUUCCUCCUGUUUUUCUCUUUCCUCCAAGUGCACACGGCCAUGUUCACUUCAUCAGCGUUCAGAGGAACAAGCCGUCAUGGCAUCUAUGGAGACGCUGUUCAUGAAGUGGACUGGAGUGUAGGUCAGAUCAUGCAGACUCUGGACAGACUCAAACUGAGAGAAAACACUCUGGUUUAUCUGACGUCUGACCAGGGAGCUCACCUGGAGGAAAUAUCUGCCAGAGGGGAGGUCCACAGAGGAUGGAAUGGAAUAUAUAAAGCAGGGAAGUCCACCAAUUGGGAGGGAGGGAUCAGGGUCCCAGGAAUUUUGCGCUGGCCAGGGAACAUCCCCGGUGGCAGGGAGGUAGACGCGCCCACCAGCAACAUGGACCUGUUUCCUACGGUGGUGCAGCUGAGCGGAGCUUCAGUCCCAGAGGACAGGGAGAUAGACGGUCAUGACCUCAUGGAUUUACUUCAGGGGAGGGCCAAAAGGUCAAACCACGAGUUUCUUUUCCAUUACUGCAACGCCUACUUGAAUGCAGUCAGAUGGCAUCCUCAAAACAGUAGCUCAGUGUGGAAAGCCUUUUACUUCACACCAAACUUCUACCCGGAGAAUGAGACGGCCUGUUUCCACACACAUGUCUGCUUCUGCACGCCGGACUCCGUGACCUACCACGAUCCCCCACUGCUCUUUGAUCUCUCAACCGACCCGUCAGAGACCACGCCGCGUACUCCUGACACCGAGCCGGCCUUUCACUCCAUCCUGGCCGCGAUUGAGGGAGCUGCGGAGAGGCAUCGGAGGUCGGUGAAGCCUGUGGAGAGCCAGCUAUCUGCACAGAACGUGAUGUGGAAGCCCUGGCUGCAGCCCUGCCGCUCCACACUCAGUCAGCUCUGCCAGCAGCAGCAGGAUGAGUAGGGUGCUGUCGCUUACGACAGAAGAUAAGUCCAGACUGUCCAAACAGCAUAUCUAACUAUCUUUCUGUUCAGGAGUCGGCCUGUGAGCUAAUUCGUACUGACACUUUUAGUAAAUACUGCUUUAAACAUUGUUGUGAUUCAUUAUGAAAGACGAUCCUGUGUCAUAAUUACAGUGUGAGAGGUAAAUUGACAUCACAAAGAGAGUAUAUUAGGCCAAAAGCAGUUUACAGAUGUAUGCUUGUAUCAUUUGAGGAGGUGGUUACAGAUGAGAAAGAAAGCAGCUUGGUUGAUUCGGUAAGAAAAGUCCAGUAUUCGACACUUCACCCACGAGGAGAGCAGAGGCCGUCAGAUGUUGUCAAGACUCUUUAGGACAAACAUAGGUGAUCUCUCUAGGUAUUAUUGAGCCAAGGAUUUUUUCAUAUUUUAUAGCCCAUAACUCCACAGUUGGCCUUGGACCACAAUGUUGACUGAAUCCAACUUGCUCUUAUGUGUCCGCUUGCGUUCCUAACGCUGUUGCUGGGCUGGCUGUGGAGGUUCGAUCCUGCAGUCUACAUGUCGAAGCGGCCUUCUGCAAGAAAGAGCCACAAUUUGGUCCCCAUGCUGUGCCGGUGUGAGUGUGCAUCAAUGUUUAUCACUACUGACGAGCAGGUGGCACUUUGCAUGGUAGCCUCUGCUACCUGUGUAUGAAUCUAUGUGUGAAUGGGUGAAUGCUGACUUGGAACAACAACUGGAACAAUUGUGGAACAUUUUGUAACACAGUACAUAAGCCAUGUUUUAGCCAGCAGUAUAUUUUUAGUUUGAAACCAGCAUACAGUGUCUGGACCAGAGCUGGACCACAGCCUUUUACAGUGAUUUUUGUAAAUUUAUUGUGCCGAGCAGACUGGGCCAGAUCAACCUGAUUUAUGCUUGAUCUGAGAGUCAUGCUGUGUACUGGCUGUGCAACUGGGCGUAGAUACACAAACAAGCUUCCCAAGUAUGGGCCUGAUCAGUUUUGCUGUCUGAUGGUGAAAUCAGUCAUUUGGAUUUAAUUUUUGAAUGGUUUGUAUAUUGGUGUUAAUUGUUACUUAAUAAUCUUACAAGGUGUCUUGAUAUUCACAUAAUAAUGGUGUAUUUUGCACUUACUUACACUUAUUGAUCACCGGGACUGAUGGAAUGUGUAGAAAUAAUUUGCCUUGUAUUAUGCACUGAUAUGUUGUACUAAUUGUAUCCAAUGUAUAAUAUGCACUAUGCA
Chelmon rostratus (copperband butterflyfish) is the source of this 4345-nucleotide messenger RNA. RefSeq names its product steroid sulfatase (microsomal), isozyme S (gene sts). The coding region runs from base 1388 to 3115 and encodes 575 amino acids. The record is from RefSeq and is a predicted model, not a curated record. The transcript is spliced from 10 exons. Gene Ontology annotation, molecular function: arylsulfatase activity. Lineage: Eukaryota; Metazoa; Chordata; Actinopteri; Chaetodontiformes; Chaetodontidae.